Molecule: messenger RNA, 989 nt
Organism: Belonocnema kinseyi
Lineage: Eukaryota; Metazoa; Arthropoda; Insecta; Hymenoptera; Cynipidae
Product: protein phosphatase inhibitor 2
Exons: 5
Coding region: 288-836 (182 amino acids)
Biological process (GO): regulation of signal transduction
Molecular function (GO): protein phosphatase inhibitor activity
Source: RefSeq, a predicted model, not a curated record
CGAUGGACGAUAAUCGAGAAGUCAGCUAAAAAUGCAGUGAAAUGUGUGUCAGAUCAGGUGAUCUCCAUCUCCAAGAUCUCCAGUUGUCCAAGUUCUUCCAAGUUCCAAGUUUCUCUUGAAGUUGGCAUAUUAAAAAGGCUCUACGUUACCUGUCUAUUACCUACCUCUCUUCCUCCUUCGAUACAGGUGAUCGAACUUCCCGGAAUGGGAACGCAUCAAAUUUAAAAUUAUCCGGAAGGGACUCAUGUAAUUUAGCCAUAAUCUCGAAUCUCUUCUUAUCUUCAAGAAUGGCAGAAAAUCUGGGAAAACGUCCAUCUAAAGGAAUUCUAAAAACGUCUAGCAGCUUUGACAACCAAGAGGCACCGAGAGCGAAUAAAGAGACAAAAUGGGACGAAAUGAACAUCAUAGCAACUUUACAUCCGGCCGAGAAGGAUUACGGCCACAUGAAAAUUGACGAACCAAAAACCCCAUAUAAUUACGAGGGAGUUAACGAUCACGAAAUUGAUCAGUUGGACUCGAGUGCAGUUGCAUCAAAGCUCGAGAAAGGUUCGAAGCCAAAAAUUUUUGAUGAGUCAAGUGACGAGGAGGACGAAGAAACCCCAGAAGAAAAAGAGAAGAGGAAAGCGUUCGAGGCGAAAAGAAAGGGCCACUAUCGAGAAUGGGAGGCAGUUCAACUGGCUCGAAAGAAGCUUUUAGAAGAAGACGAGGAGGAAGACGAGGAGGAUGCCAAGGAAGCAUCGAGUGGCGAUGACGAAAGGAUUUCAAAAACUCAAUUCAAAAAAAGCCAGAGAAGAGACCAAUCUGGUUCCGGAUGUUCGAGAUGUCAGACGUGGUGAAUCUUUGUACACCACAAGCAAAAUAAAUAAGAAAAUCUCUGCGCCGCCGACAGCUAUUUUUUGUUUAACGAAAUAUUUUAUUUUCGACGAAAUAUUGUUUUGAUUUAAUUUACAAAUUUAAUAAAUUAUUUUCUCAAAAGUUUUCUGGCUCAA